This is a messenger RNA of Vitrella brassicaformis, 3690 nucleotides long. The record is from the annotation of a GenBank genome assembly. NCBI's taxonomy places the organism in Eukaryota, Vitrellaceae.
CAUACAUGGAUGGAUCCGUCAAUUCAUUCCAUCAUCGUCUGUAACGCCCACAAGGGUGCACAUCCAGGCUGGCUAACGGGUGAUGGAUGCAUCUUAUCGCUUCCCGCUGUGCACAUACAUCACAUACAUGCACCCAGACAGACAGACAGACAGACAGACAGACACCCAGCCAACCAACCAGUCAUCUGUUCAGCUAAGCUGCAAUGCAUUCUCUCCAAAGACAGCGAGGAAGCUCCUCGGAUGAGUCAAUGGGUGGUGGUCGACCCACCAGAAGUGGUCGACCCACCAGAAGCAUCCCCUUGGGAUGCAGUGCCGAUUGCAGCAGGCCUCCAUCUCUUUACGGAUGGCCAUCUCUCGACGGAUGGCCGACUCUCUCGGGUCGUAUGGGAACGAGCUCACGUGCACCGUCAGCCUGCGAAAGCGAUUCGCCUUGAGAAGGGGGUCGAGGACACCUCGAAAGAAGGGCUUGACGGCAGCUUCGGUGUGCGAUAAAUGAAGUGCAUACACACAGACAGAUACGACACAUACCCACACCCGACACCCAAUCAAUUAUUGCGGAUGGCAGGUGACAUGAUGCAGACGUACAGCUGAUCUUGACGUCGAUCCUGUCGAUUUUGGGGAGCUCGUCGGCCCAGUCGCGCCAGGUGAGACCCUCCUGGGACGGCUCGUGCGAUGCCAAACUGAUGGACACCUUUGUGGUCUCGACCUCCCCGUCCCUCCCUAUCGCCCUCAGCACCUCAAACACAGGUCCCUCCCGGCCAUCCAGCCGCUGCAGUCUUGUUGCCUUCUCUGCCAGUACAGCACCAGCACCCCCUGCCAAGUCUCCUACUAUGCUGAUCUUGCGCAGAGAGGGGAGGCGAGGCUGAGGGAUGAGCGACGAGACGAGGCCCCGAAGGGCCGCCGCUCGCUCAGCAGCCGAGAGGGCCUCGAAAGCAGGCCCCGGAUUCCACCCCGGGCCCGCGGGCACGAAAUUGCCAUAAACAACCAUCUCCGUGGUGGAGAAUGUCAGGCUGUCGGCGACGCGUUGGACUGCAGGCCGGACGGCGCCCCGCUGGUGGUAGUCGAGCAGCUGCUCGGUGGUGACGUAGAUCUCCAUCUUCCGAGUCCUCUGAGCCAGGUGCUGGAAUGUCUCUAUGAGGAGGGUAGAAGGGUCGUCCGGCACGUCGAGAAGGGAGUUGAUCUGGAAUAUGUUGGCGUGGAGCAUGAAAUAACCUCUGCUGGGUGGGGGCGUCCUGAAGGCGAUGAUGGGGCCUCCGAAUGCCUUGUGGAAGGAAUCGAGUCCGCCGACAAGGUCGCGCAGAGCGGGCCCGUAGAGGACGAUCGGACGAAGCUCGACAUCGACGUGGUCGAGGGACAGACACCCAUGCUGAUGCAACACAUCCUGUCAAUGCAAUCACACACAGACACUUUGAGAUGACCAACAAGACCCUCACAGGCAAUGGGUUUUCCCUCCCAGACGUACCUUGAGAUGUGUCAGCCCGAUACUAGGAUGAGGCGCUAGCACUGCACCACCGUCUGUCAUCAGCAGGGUGCCGAUGGUCCUCAGGCCGGCCAGCCGCCCCUCCUCCCCCUCUGCUGCCCGCUGGAUCAUCGACAGGGCAUCCACCAAGGGGUCAGGUGCCAUCGUCACCACUAGCUCCUGGAGCCGCUCGGAUGUCUGGAUGAUCUUGCCCAGUGUCGCCACGUCCAGGCGGUCUCGAUCGUGCUUCAUCACAGCUGUCUCGGUCACCGUGUCGAGUGCCGGCAUGCGCCACUCUCGGUCGGCCAUCGGGCGAUGCUCCUUGUCCAGGCCGGUGAUGCUCCUGACGGCUGGCAGAUAGGCCGAUGCGGGGGAGGGACGGGAGGGCAGCAGGGAAAGGGCCUUGUUGACGGCCGCCCUCUCCUUCAUUGACUCAGCAUCAGGCCGGGCACGCUGAGGAGGAGUAUGUGGUGGCUGCCCGGCAGGGCGGAGGGGGCCCCGCUCGGCGUCAUCAUCGUCCUCCUCAAACCAGACGUCCCCAUCGUCCUCGUCUGGCUCGAAGGUGAUGCUCUCGAGUGAGCCCUCAGGUAUGGGCCGCCCCGACUUCCGUCGCCCCGCCACCAGUGCUGCCCGCGCCUCUGCGUGGCCCUCCACGAUGCCGAUGACGACACGAAGACACCAUGCCGCCAGCAGGCGGGGAUGGCGCACUGUGAUGCUCCUGAGGUGCGGCAGCCGUCUGCCCCACUCGUAAGCCGCCGCGAAGGAGAGCUUCUCGAAGAAGGUCGCACUGGCGUCGUUGUAGUCGAUGAUGAGGUCAGUGUAGUUGACGGCCAGCACCUCCCACACUCGAGUGUCGACGGGCGUGAGCGAAGCGCCUGCCGCAGCAGCGAGGAGGUCUAGCGGCAGCAACGCCAACGUCGAAGCCAGCACGUCAUACUGAGUGACGGAAGACGGACCCAAGACACACACCGAGGAGGUCGAAAGGUGGAGUUUGGUAUUUGUCGUGUAUCUCCCUGCCUGUCUGCCUGGUUGCCUCACGUACCGGUAUGGAGGCGAAGGCGAGCAAGGGCUGCCUGAGACCCGGCUCCCUACUGGUGCUACUGCUCGGCUCAUCUGUGGUCUCGUCUCCAACUAAGCGUCUCUCCUGCGAGCAAUGACGACCAAAAAAUACAAUGACGUAUGUGUGAAUGCAUGUGCGAGUUGGUGCCUUCACCUGGCCGCCGUCCUCCCGCGAUGCACCCUUAGAAACAGCCUGAAGCACACACACACGCAUUGCAUUCCCACGCGGCACACGCGGGUAUUGUGCAUUCAUCCAGACAUGAACACACCUUUGCCUUGUUGACCAAGAUGGCGAUCUCCAGGGGACUACUCUCCUGAGCACAUCCAUCGGAUCAGACAGCAAGAACAGUGAAGCUUUCUUCCCGCCUGACCCCACCCACUUACCGUCCGCAGAUAUAGUGCGAUUUUGGUCUGUGCUAUCUGGAUCAGACGGGGGAUGUGGAGGUAGCUGGCCGCCUGAUGGAGCCAACACGCAGGAGGCAAGCUGGCUGGUAGUCUGGACUGCCAAGAGAGAGUGUGCUUUGUGUGUGUGCGUGUGUACCUUGACGACGUCGCACAGCGUUUCCCAGUCCAUCUCCUCCACACAGGUGACAUCCCACUCGUCGCCAAAGACCUGCAAUGCACACGACACACGCAGGCAGACCCCAUAACCACGCCUGCUGUGUUGGUGUGCCUUGCGCUCAUGGUCGGUCAGACGCACCUCUUCUACAGUGUUUACUGUUGUGAUGAGUGUUUCUUGGAUGGGCUGAGGCGCCUCGUUGUCAUCAUCGUGAUGCUCAGACACGUACUUACACCACUGCAUGACCUUCUCCAAGAUGGCUCUGCGGAUGUUGUGGAGAGGCACCUCACCGCCGCCCUCGCCAUCUGAUCAGCACAUGGAUGGAUGGAUGGAUUCAGGCAGAGAUCAGCACCUCUCACCGGGUUCUUCCAGAAUGUUGUCGAUGGUUUUCGAUAAGCGAGCGGCUUUCUCCUCCACCUCUACCGCUCCAUCCUCAGCCUGCAGCCGCACCACCGUCAUGAUGACCGCUGCAGACAGCUACGCGGCCCUCUUCCCUUUGCCGCACGGAAUUUGCGACGUCACAUUCCCUUCGCCGAGCCGCACGGAGUUUGCCACGCGCUGCGGCGAUGGACUAGGGAGCCGCAAGAUAAAGGAAACGAGGGAGGAUUCAGAC